Ziziphus jujuba (common jujube) is the source of this 1404-nucleotide messenger RNA. Its product is annotated as WAT1-related protein At3g28050-like. Gene Ontology annotation, molecular function: transmembrane transporter activity. Gene Ontology annotation, cellular component: plasma membrane. The transcript has 7 exons. NCBI's taxonomy places the organism in Eukaryota, Viridiplantae, Streptophyta, Magnoliopsida, Rosales, Rhamnaceae. The coding region runs from base 162 to 1253 and encodes 363 amino acids. The record is from RefSeq and is a predicted model, not a curated record.
UUUUUGUCGUUCACCAACUUAUUGUUUUUGCUCCCUCUUUAAUUAGUAAGUCAAUGACAAGACCUUAAAAGACAUGGACUUAGCUGCCAGCUAGCAAUCUGGGAAGAACAAGAGAGAGAGAGAGAGAGAGAGAGAGAGAGAAAGAGGGGUUGAGAUUGGAAAUGGGUAUGAAGUGGUGGUUGAUGGAGUUGGCUCCAUUAGCAGCCAUGGUUAUGGUACAGUUCAUGGGUGUUGGUUUAACCACAAUAAGUAAAGCAGCCCUGUCUAAAGGAAUGAGUCGUCCUGUCUUUGUUGUCUACUCAAAUGCUCUUGCCACGCUCAUUCUUAUCCCAUAUGCUCUCAUCUUUGAAAGAAACAAGAGACCACCGCUCAACUUCAAUAUCCUAUGUAAAUUCUUCCUCCUUAGCCUGGCUGGGAUAACGGUAAUGCAGAAUUGUGUAUUUGCUGGUUUAGAUUAUAGCUCUCCUACACUUUCAUCUGCUAUGAGCAACUUGAUUCCAGCUUUCAUUUUCUCGCUUGCUGUGAUCUUCAGAAUGGAAAAAUUGGAUUUGAGAAACUCAAGAAGCUUGAUCAAAAUCUUGGGCACCCUGGUGUCAAUCUCAGGAGCACUGAUAAUAGUUCUUUACAAAGGGCCCCAAAUUGGAACCAUGCAAGUUCCAUCCACUGAAAACACUAACCCAUCAUCAAAACCAUCUUUCUCCGUAAUGUUGUUGGAAACAACAAAUAAUUGGGUCAUUGGUGGUCUUUUCUUUACAAUUGCUUGUUUAUCUAAUUCAAUAGCUGUUAUUUCUCAGGCAGCAAUUCUUAAAGAAUACCCAUCAGAGAUGACAGUAGUAUCCUUCUAUUGCCUCUUCGGAACCAUUCAAUGUGCAGCAUUUACUUUAAUUGCAGAAAGAAAUCCAAAUGCAUGGAGAUUUACACCUGAUAUUGAACUCAUAUCUGUUUUAUAUUCAGGUAUAACAGGAAGUGUGCUAACAUCUUGUCUGGUAAUAUGGAGCAUAAAGAAGAAAGGACCAUUAUUUGUGUCCUUGUUUGGUCCUUUGGGUAUUGCUAUUUCUGCACUAACGAGUGAUAUAUUCCUUGGUGAAAAUCUUCAUGUUGGAAGUGUUAUUGGAGCAGUGGUGAUUGUUAUAGGCUUUUAUGGAGUAAUAUGGGCCCAAUGGAAAGGGGAAAAGGAUGAACCCCAUGGAGUUGAUAAAAUGGAAUCAACCUUGCAGAAGACCCCUCUUUUGGAAAGUCAAUCACCUGUUUGAAGCCACUGUGGUGAAAAAAACACUCAUUCUAAAUGAACCAAAUCAAGUGGUUUUUCCAUGAAAUCUGAAUUAUUUUAUUUUAAAUUUUCAAUAAUCUUCAUGUAUUUUUUAUGCCGAACUAUAAUGUUCAGGAAGUGAAAUAAAAUUUUUA